AUGCUCGACGUUUGGGUCGUACGCGACGCAGAAUCCGUCCGGAUGACCAAAUAUUUCGUCGCCUCCGUCGUCAUCCUCAUUUCCCUGGCCAAUGUUCUCAUGGGCUGUGAGGUGCGGUCAAAAUUUAUUUUUAUAUGAAUUUAAUUUCUAAAAAGACUUCAGUUUAUAUAUUUUGACAAAAUUGAGGAAGCUUGUAAAGUUCUCUAAUUUUUUAAGAAAAAAUUAUUCAAAAAUUUUAUUGCAGCUGGACAUUGACGCGGUCAUGGCAACUUUGAAGAAGCCAGUGGCACCGGCCAUUGGGCUUUUCGCGCAAUUUCUCAUCAUGCCGAUGGUAAGAUUGAGAAAAACAUUGAAUAUAGCCAAAAAAAUCCACCCGUAGAGUGCUUUUUCAAAUGUUUAGAACUAUACGAUUUUUCAAAUUUUUUUCGGCAAAAAAAUUUUUUUAUUUUUAAAAAAAUAGUUUUGAAAGGUAAAAAAAGCAGUAAACUUUUUUUUUGUUGAUAAAUUUAGCAUUUUUUUCAAGCUUGUAUGUUAUCAUUUAAACUGCAAGAAGUGAAGCUACGAAAAUGGGGUUCAACAAUUUUUUCAGAAAUCUUGAAUUUCUCUGAAUUUUAGGGUUUUUGGGCGUUUUAAUUUUAAUUUUUCAAAUGCCUCGAACAGAUUUUUAUUAAUGCAUUAGGAGAUAAUUAUUUUUUUUGUACAAUGGUUAGAAACUUAAUGAAUAUCAUCAUUUUUGAGGCCUAUCCGCAUUAUUUUCAGCUCUCCUUCGUCAUCGCCCAUGCAGUUUUCGUUCCUCGCGGUCUCUAUUCGAUGGCUUUAGGCGUUUUUGUGACAGGAUGUUCACCAGGUCUGCAGAAAUGAACGGAAAUGUAAAAAAAAAGAAUGAAUGGCCACUAGAUUGGGGAUUAUUUCACAUGGCGUUGCAAAAAGUUUAAUUGGGAUGAGUGGGAAGAGGAAGUGGACAAAUUGAAAAAAAAAACGACUGCAGCGUUUUUUUCGUCUUUUAUGAAAACUAGGGGAUCUUUGGUUUGAACUUGUUGAUUAUGAAAAAUAAUCUGACGAAAAUUCUUGAAAAGGUUUUGAAAUUUCAAAAGGAGUCGGCAACGGACAAAAUCAUCAUGUGAAACAAAAAUAAAAUUAUGUUUUCUUUUUUUUCAGGGGGUGGCGCUUCGAAUUUCUGGACUUUGCUGCUGGGCGGCAACCUGAACCUGUCCGUCACGAUGACCUUCAUUUCGACCCUCUUUUCUUUUAGGUUUGAGAAAAUUAAAAAAAUUAAGUAGUUACUUGAGUGAAUAAGAAGCUGCGCCCGACUCGAAACGUUUCGCGUUAGUUGGCCUUUUGCGUAGUUCAUUUCGUGUCAGAUGCAUCGAGUCAUUUUUUAGAGUAAAUUUUUCCCUCUUUUUUUCGAGAAAUUAUAGUUUCAAAAAAAUAUAAUGACCCGGUUCAAAUGAGCUCUAAUGAAUAAUGGAGAUUGGCUCCGAUUUCAAAACGCGUCGCAAGCUCUGGAAUAAGUCGUUGAGAGCCAUUUCAAUAUACAGGUCGCACUGGGCAGGGCUGAACUCGUGGUUGAAAUCAGUCCGACCUCGAAAAGGCUUGCGAGCGCUCUGAUCGUGAGUCAAUCCAAAGGCGACCAGAAUGUUUCAAGUCGUUUAUUUCACCCUCAACUAUGUGAAAAUUUUGUUCGAAACGUUUGUCUUGUAACUGCGCCCGACCUUUAGCGACUUUGGUUAUAUGAAACGGGAUGCCAAGUGCGCAAAUGACUUUUUUUUUCGGACGGAGAGACCUGAAACCGCAGCGCGACUAGAGCCAUUCUGAAUGCGAUCAGAAGAAUAUAUAUUUUCAAAUGGCCUUGAAUGACAGAUAACAACUCUGUAACGACUUCCGUUCUAUGAUACAGCAUGCCACAAAGCGCGAACUCUUUCGCGAUCGCAACGCCUCUAAAGCCAUUCUAAAUGCGACCUGAAGAAUUUGAACCUUUCAAUAAAAGGCUAUUUUCAGUCAUGAUGCCAACCUGGCUUUUCCUGCUCGGAGGACAGUUCCUUCAAGGCUUCUCCACGGCUGGAACUCUCAAAGUUCCUUAUGGUUUGGGUCGAACUCAAUAAAAAAGAGAAAUUUCUAUUUAUAGGGUCUAUCACUCGUUCCUUGGCAUGUUUGGUGGUACCAUUGCUGAUUGGAGUUGCAAUUAAAAAGUUCAAGCCGACCUGGGCUCAAAAGUCGAGAAAGGUAUGGGAACUUAAGUGGGAUCGAAAAAUCUAGAGAAGAACGUCAAGUUCUGUGUCCCUAGAAAUAUCUUUGUUUAGAUAAUUACUAACGCUUACCUGAUUUUUGAAAGUUUUACCAGCUGAAAAAAAUAAAAAGAUGUUUUCAAAAGUUUUUGAAAUUUUUUUGAAAGUUUUUCUCACGAAAAUUAGAUCGAAAGACAGAAAGAUGAAAAACAAAUUGUUUUUUUCAAUCGAGCUCCUAUAUUUUUCUUAUAUUUUUCAGUUUUGAUCCCAGUGGAAUGCAAGAAAAAUUUAUUAGAAUCCUGUUUUUUUCGAUUAGCUGUGGAGCGAAAAUGGGGUUCAAUAUAUUGCCUUCUUUGAUAAUUAGAAAUAAACGAGUGGCUUUUGUUCAAAGUUCGGAAAAAAAGUAAAAGAGACUUAUUUGAAAAAUCAGAAGUUAUUACCAUUUUUUUGCAUGAAAUUCUAUAGAAAUUAAUGUAAAAAAAUAUUGGAAUUUUUUUCUAAAUAUGAAAAGAAAAGGAAAAAAAUCAGAACUUGCUCUAAAUGACGCUCUCAGAGCCUUUAAUGGAUUCUCGAAGAAAAAUAUAUUGGUUUCCACUUUUCUCUGACUUUAUAAUUAUACAAAGUUUGUGUGUGGAAUAUGAUGAAAAAAAAAUGUUUUUUUUUCAAAUAAUUUUCGGAGCAAGCUUCAUAAUUUAAAAUGGUCUCAAAUUGAAUCAUUUCCUUCAAGGUGAUGCGACCAUUUGUCAUUUUCGUCCUCAUUUUCGUGAUCGUCUUCGGAACGGCCACCAACCUCUACAUGUUCAGAACCAUCACCUGGCCUGUCUUGCUCGGGUAUUCCCAAAGAAUUCCAAUAAGAUCUUCAAAAAAAAAAGAAAUUCAGUGGGUUGGCCCUCCCUUGGUGCGGAUUCAUGUUCGGCUGCUUCACGGCUCUGUUGACGAAAAGGUCACCCGAAGACGUGACGGCGAUCGCUGUCGAGACUGGCAUUCAGAAUACCGGCGUCGCGAUUCUGCUCUUGAAGGUGGAGUUUUGGAAAUUUAUUGGUUCGAAAUGAAAAAAAUAAGCUUCUGAUUUAGAAAAUGCCAGCUGAAGCCUUCAAUAGGGUAAGAAAGAACAAAAUUUGGGAAAAUAUUUACUUGAGUGUUAGAAGCUGCAGCUUUCAUGGGAUCCGGAUCCGAAUCGAUAAAGAUGACUUUUCAGGCGUCGUUCAGUCAGCCUGACGCCGACAUUGGCGCAGUUCUGCCGGUUAUCGUCGCCUGUUUCACGCCGGGCCCGCUUCUUCUUGGCGCCGCUGUCCAUCUGACGCUCAAGAAACUCCGCCAGCGAAAGCAGAGGGUUCGUUUGGGAGAAAAAUAAGAAAAUGCAUUGAAAAAACGGAUUUUGAGGAAUAGUUCGUUGAGAAAAAAGAGAUGAAGCUUGAUCAGAAAAUUCACUUGGUUUGAUGAGACUAAAAAUUGAGUUCAGUUUUGUGUUGAUGAGUUCUAAAUGCUGAUAUUGGACAGAAAAAAAAACUUCUUAAAAUUCAUAGGAAUUUACGCCUUCUCAAUAUCUCCCGAGUAAGAGGAAUUUUCAAACUCGGGUUUUUAAAUCCUUCAAAUGAGAACAACACCAUAGGAGCGGAUAAAUUAAGAAGUGAACUUUCGGCUCUAAAAGAGACGACUUUUUUGUUCCUAUAGUUAAAAAUUGCAAAAAAAAACUCGAUUGCAUUUUAAAAGAGGUUUAACGGCUGCGCAGCUGCUUACAUAAAAAAAAGCUCGAAAAAUUUUGAAAAGCUGACCCAAACCGCAGCGCGACCGCGACGCGUUAGGCGAUUUUUCCUGCGUUCGGAAAUUUCAGAGGAAAACAAGAGUAAGUAGCCUGAACUUUCAGGACGUCGACUGCGAGAAAAACGACGAGAAGAUGCAGCCAAACUCCCAGCCGAUGGUGAGCGUCCUGUCGCAGAACGAGCCCCUCCUCCUCAGCUCCAAGCCCAUCAACGAGAAACCUUGUCCUCUUUAA
Molecule: messenger RNA, 4221 nt
Organism: Caenorhabditis auriculariae
Lineage: Eukaryota; Metazoa; Nematoda; Chromadorea; Rhabditida; Rhabditidae
Source: the annotation of a GenBank genome assembly